Molecule: messenger RNA, 1095 nt
Organism: Protobothrops mucrosquamatus (brown spotted pit viper)
Lineage: Eukaryota; Metazoa; Chordata; Lepidosauria; Squamata; Viperidae
Gene: ANKRD33B
Product: ankyrin repeat domain 33B
Exons: 3
Coding region: 196-1095 (299 amino acids)
Molecular function (GO): protein binding
Source: RefSeq, a predicted model, not a curated record
UACCAAGGGUACGUGGAUAUUGUAAUAGCCUUAGCACAGUGUCCUCAUAUUGAUGUAAACUGGCAGGACAACGAAGGGAAUACAGCUCUAAUUACAGCUGCUCAGGCAGGACAUAUUAACAUUACACAAUAUUUACUCAACUAUUAUUCCGGUCUUGAUAUUGAGAAAAGGAAUGCAUUUGGAUUUACUGCACUUAUGAAAUCUGCCAUUCAAGGCCGAAGUGAAUGCGCCAGAGCCUUAAUAUUAGCAGGAGCAAAUAUUAAUGCAACAGAUCCAGGUCGUGGAUUCACACCUCUAGAAUGGGCAUGUUUCACAGGAAGAAUAGAAUCUGCAUAUCUAAUACAGAGACUUAUGGAUAAGCCAUGCGCUGAGCAAUUUUGUGAUCAAUAUUUGCUUGAAUGGCCAAAGUUGAAGGAACUUCUUGCCAAGGCUACAGAUUCAAAAACUUGCUUGCAGAAGAUCUCAGCAACUUUGAGAUCCAUUGUCAAUUUCAGAACUGUCCAUGGUCCUGAAGAAGAUGGGGUCCUGGAUCACAUGGUUAGAACAACAACAAGUUUAAGAAGCUCCUUUGUUGCCAUAGCUUGUAGGACUGUGUGCCCUGAAAGUCCUCCUGCUGUAGGAAAACGUAGGCCAGCUGUGCAAGAAAUUCUUAGGAAACAAAGAGCUAAAGAACUUCAAAUUUUGGAGAACAGGGAACAUUUUAACAGCUAUAGGAAGUUGUUUCAGAAUUCCAGAAUUACUCUACUGUCCAAAAAGAAGGAAAGGAGAGCCAGCCUGCAGCAUUUUAACGUGCCCCAGGUCAAGGUUGUGGUUCCAAGGAAAGCCAGUCUCUUACCACUGCACUUGUUAAGAAGAAGCAGUGUUCGACCUGGGCUUGUCAUCCCCAGAGUCCGUAUAAGUAAGGCACCUCGGCCUACAUUCCAGCCAGAGAAAGUGCGACGGAAAAGUAAUGCCAGUGAUGGGACCUACUUGGAGAUUCCCAAAUGGAGAUAUAAGGAGCUGAAGGAACAAAGGAAGAAGGCUGAAGAAGAAAAGAAAAGAGCUGAAGCUUUACAGAAAACCACAUCACCAUCUCUGCAGAGAAAAAGGACUUAA